AUGGCGUACUACGAAAACCGCCGUUAUCGCGAUUCGCGCGACCGUUACCCACGCCCCGCCAGUUACGCUGAUCCGUUGGAUGACACUCGUGGCUAUUAUCGAAGGCACGAGCAGAACAUUUAUGCACCCCGUGCCAGUGACGACUCGAUCGAGGAAGUGCGGCGCGAAUACCCAUCAGGCUCAGACUAUGCUCACGAGCGUUCUUAUGCCUCUCGACGGCCGCGACGACCCGAUUACGAGAAUGGGCGCCGGGCAUCCUCCGUCAGCGGUUGUGAUUCACACAACGAUGCUGCCUACCAAAGCUCUGGUUCUCAUCGAUUAAGACAUUAUGAGGACCAACGCUCCCGUCGCUCCAAGUACGAUUCCGAUUCUUCUCCAAGUCGCUCUCCGCCCCGCAAUAGACGUCGCAGGUCAUUUAGCGAGCAAGCCCUGGGCGCCCUCGGCCUCGGGGGUGUCGCUGCUUCGGCCAGCCGCGACGACCGUGGUCGCGGCCGUUCCCAGUCCCACCGUCGCCACAGAUCAUAUUCGAGAUCAUCGUCAGAUUCACGGAGUCGCAGCCGUCAUCGCGGCAGCAGCAAACGUGAUAAAAGCGAGCAGCGCAUCAUUCAAGCUGCUCGCGCCGCCUUGACAGCCGGUGCAGUUGAGGCUUUCAAACAGCGCAAAGAGCCCGGAGAAUGGGCCGGUACGAAAGGAAAGCGCGUCCUCACUGCUGCUAUAACUGCUGGUGGCACCGACGGCCUGGUCGAUAAAGAUCCUAGCAAGCAUGGCACACGUCAUGUGAUCGAGUCUACGCUUGCAGGUCUGGCUGCCAGUCACUUCAUAGGUGGUGGUUCACGCUCACGAUCUCGUGGCCGAGACGGUGGUCGCUCUUCAGGUGGCAGAAGUCUCAAGAAUCUUGCUGCCACUGGAGCGAUCGCAGCCGCGGGAAAGGAGAUCUUUGAUCGAUACUCAAAAUCACGUUCUCGGCCUCGCGGCCGCAGCGACUCCCGUGGCAGCGACCCGGGCGAGCGUGGCUCUCGCAAGCGCAGCAAGAGCGUUUCAGAUUACAUCACCAAGGGCAUGACCGCCCUGGGACUUGGAGAAGGUGAAGAUCGUCAUCGCGACAGCAGAGACCGUCGUGAGGAGCAUCAUCGAGAACAUCGUCGGGAGCAUCGGGACGAUCGAGAGCGGCGACAUCACCGGGGACAUCGCAACGGCGACUAUUCGGAUUCAGAUGCGGACAGCGAUUAUUACCACAGGGACUCGAGACGGGGUAGAGGCUCGAGAGAUGUAGGUCGAUACCGUUCAUUGGACGGAAGAAACCCACCCCUAAAUGCACCCACCAGCGCUUCGCGCGGUGAUUCAGGUGCCGGUUCUAAGGACCGCGGCCAUGGGUCGAGCUAUGAAAGUGAUUCUGACCUAGGUGACAGUUCUGAUGAAAAGAAGCAACGCAAGAAGUUGAAGCGGGAUAUGCUGAUCACGGGAGGUCUGGCUAGCGUGGCUACCAUCCACGCUGCGCACAGUCUUUACAAUGGCGUGGAGAAGAGGAAAGAGCGGAUGCACCAGUUGAAAGAGGGAGAGAUUACGCCCGAGGAGGCCCGCAAACUUCGCAUGAAAGCUAAUACAAAGGACGCCGUGAGUAUCGGUCUCGCCGCACUUGGUAUCAAGGGUGCCUAUGGUGAAUGGAAGGAGGUUAUGGAGAAGCGCAAGGAAACUGCCCAUUUCCAGGAGGAAUGUCUUCAACGUGCUGCUAAGCGUGAGCGUCGCCGUGCUCGUAGCCAGGGUGCACCUUCCCGUCGUCAUCACUGGCCUGAUGAAGUUGAAUCUGCACCUUCAAUGCAUGAACCACGGAGCGAAAAUACCCCGAUUUAUCGUGAUGGAAAUCCGUACGGGGCUCAUGACGCACCGCAGAUCUCUUACUAG
Penicillium digitatum Pd1 is the source of this 1902-nucleotide messenger RNA. The record is from RefSeq and is a predicted model, not a curated record. NCBI's taxonomy places the organism in Eukaryota, Fungi, Ascomycota, Eurotiomycetes, Eurotiales, Aspergillaceae.